Aegilops tauschii subsp. strangulata is the source of this 1782-nucleotide messenger RNA. RefSeq lists its product as uncharacterized. Gene Ontology annotation, molecular function: protein binding. The record is from RefSeq and is a predicted model, not a curated record. Gene Ontology annotation, cellular component: nucleus. Lineage: Eukaryota; Viridiplantae; Streptophyta; Magnoliopsida; Poales; Poaceae. Gene Ontology annotation, biological process: rRNA processing.
CUCCGCCAUGUCCUGGGUGCCGAGGGGCGCCGCCAAGAGCGUCCCCAUCGAGGCGGAGCCGCCCACCAAGGAGGAGAUCGAGGAGGCCAUGAAGAAAAUCGCCCUCGGCAGAGAGGCCGGGAGCGACGCCGACGACGCCGACGGGGACGAGGACGACGACGCCGUGAUGGAGGUCGACGGCGCCGAGGACGAGGAGGUCGACGAGGUCGCCCAGGCCAAGGCCGCCGCCAAGGCGCUCGGGACCAAGAGCAGCUCGGCCGCCGCCGUCGGCGACGUUUCCGACGGGCUCGCCGAGCUCAACAUGGACGCCUACGACGAGGAGGAGGACGGGCUCGAGCUUUUCAGCACUGGGUUGGGGGACUUGUACUACAAGAGCAACGAAGAGGACCCCUAUAUCAUCAAGAAUGACGACGAUGAUGAUGGCGAGGACGACGAUGAGGAGAUUGAGGACAUGACUAUCAAACCUACUGAUAUAGUGAUUGUUUGUGCGCAUAACGAGGAUGAAUUCAAUUCUCUCCAGGUCAGUAUAGUGGAAGAACUGGAGGAUGGGGAUCCUAAUAUGUUUGUGCACCAUGAGGUCCCUCUCUCAGAUUUUCCGCUCUGCACAGCUUGGAUGGAUUUUAACCGUCAGGAUGGCGAACAGAAAGGAAAUUUCAUAGCUGUUGGCACCAUGGAUCCUACAAUUGAAAUAUGGAACUUGGAUGUCGUCGACGAGGUCGAACCACAUUAUGUGCUAGGAGGAGUUUCAAAAAAGAAGAAGAAAGUUAAGGGGAAAAAGGGAAAAACAUAUAAGAAGGGUAGCCAUAGAAGUUCUGUGCUUGGUCUUGCGUGGAACACGGUGGUGAGGAACGCUCUAGCUAGUGCAAGUGCAGACAAAACUGUGAAAGUUUGGGACUUAAGUGCUGGUAAAUGUUUAGUCACACUGCAACAUCAUGAUGACAAGGUUCAAUCAGUUGCCUGGAGGUCACCUGAAGUUCUUCUCAGUGGAUCUUUUGAUAGAACAAUUGCCAUGACAGAUAUGAAAGACAGUGGACAAUGUUGCCAUAAAUGGCCUGUGGAAGCAGAUGUAGAGAGCUUAGUUUGUGAUCCACACAAUGAACACUCGUUUGUGGUUAGUCUUGAAAAUGGGAUGGUUCAAGCGUUUGAUAUUCGGACAGCUUCAUCAAAUUCAAAUCCUGGACAACCGAUUUUUACUCUGCAUGCACACGAAAAGGCCGUUUCUUCCAUAUCCUUCGCGCCUUCUACCCCUAACUUUCUUGCGACUGGUUCAACCGACAAAAUGGUGAAGCUCUGGGAUCUAUCGAACAACCAGCCUUCGUGCGUCUCGUCGCUGAAUCCUAAGCUUGGAGCUAUAUUCUCGGUGUCGUUUUCGAUUGACAACCCCUUCCUGUUAGCGUGUGGAGGAUCGAAAGGCAAACUGAAGGUCUGGAACACGCUGUCGGAACCCGCAGUGGCGAACAAAUUUGGGAAGGGGCGGCAAAAUGCACCAGCUCUGCGAAACGACCCUCCCACAGAAUGAUGGGCUCGACGCUAUGUGAUAGGAUAGAUUUUUCCGCGUUUCAGUUUUGUUACUGGGUGAAAUGUAAUGGGAGCAUGGAUUUAUUUAUAUAUGUACAACCAAACGACAGCAGAAAUGGAUCUGUAGUGAGAGUUCGCAGUUUGUCAUGGAAUCCGUUUUAUUUGGACCUAGAAAAAGGAAGUCAAGUUAGCUGUUUUAUACUCCCUCUGUUUCAAAAUGUAAGGUGUACUAGUUUUCAGAGAAUUCAAGUUAGCUGUUUUACA